This is a messenger RNA of Umbelopsis ramanniana AG, 964 nucleotides long. RefSeq lists its product as uncharacterized. Bases 21 to 851 code for a protein of 276 amino acids. NCBI's taxonomy places the organism in Eukaryota, Fungi, Mucoromycota, Umbelopsidomycetes, Umbelopsidales, Umbelopsidaceae. Gene Ontology annotation, cellular component: P-body; cytoplasm. The transcript has 5 exons. Gene Ontology annotation, biological process: nuclear-transcribed mRNA catabolic process, nonsense-mediated decay; deadenylation-dependent decapping of nuclear-transcribed mRNA. Gene Ontology annotation, molecular function: manganese ion binding; RNA binding; 5'-(N(7)-methylguanosine 5'-triphospho)-[mRNA] hydrolase activity. The record is from RefSeq and is a predicted model, not a curated record.
CUUUACUCUUACACUCACAAAUGGCACUAGCAAACGCGACGUUUGAGGAAAUACUUGACGAUCUCUCAAGUCGAUUCAUAAUAAAUGUACCUGAGGAAGAACUUGCGUCAGUGGAACGUAUAUGUUUUCAGAUAGAACAAGCACACUGGUUUUACGAAGACUUUGUUCGUGAGCAGAAACCUGAGUUACCAUCGUUUUCGCUGAAGAACUUUUCCGCAAAGAUAUUCCAGCACUGUCCAUUGUUGCGCCAGUGGGAACACGAGCAUGAGCGAGCGUUUGCAGACUUCAUGCAGUACAAGAUUCGGAUACCUGUCUGUGGAGCUAUUAUACUCAACGAACGUCUAGAUAAAUGUCUAUUGGUGAAAGGCUGGAGUUCAAAAUCAGGAUGGGGAUUCCCAAAGGGCAAGAUCAAUAAGGAUGAGGAAAACUCAAUUUGCGCAGCAAGAGAGGUAUUGGAGGAAACUGGUUUCGACAUCACGCCAUACAUGGACCCUGAAAACUAUAUCGAGAUUACCCUUAGGGAGCAGAGAAUCCGCCUGUAUAUCAUAUGUGGUGUGGCUGAGGAAUCAGAGUUCAUACCAAGGACUCGCAAAGAGAUCAGUCAAAUUGCUUGGUACAAGUUGACAGAACUUCCAACUUAUAAGAUAGACAAAAAACCAGUGAAUGGCAGCAAGAGCGAUACUGAUGGUGGCCGUCACAAGGUUGCAUCAGCUAACAAAUUCAAUGGCAGUCGUUUUUACAUGGUAGCCCCUUUCGUCAGUAAAUUGAGACAAUUUGUCAACCAGCGGCGGAAGUAUCAUGAUUCUCGAAAUUCUCACUAUUCUGUAAUGGCAAACACAUAUAAUUCAUAGUAACGUUAGUGAAGUAGUCUCAUAUCCUCCUGUUCAAUAUACAAGUAGCAUAGCAUGCGUGUUGAAACUUAUCGGAGACUCAGUUUGUCUGCUUCUGAGUACCACUACUGCAG